Messenger RNA from Venustampulla echinocandica, 1281 nucleotides. RefSeq lists its product as uncharacterized. The transcript has 7 exons. The record is from RefSeq and is a predicted model, not a curated record. Lineage: Eukaryota; Fungi; Ascomycota; Leotiomycetes; Helotiales; Pleuroascaceae. Bases 1 to 1281 code for a protein of 426 amino acids.
AUGGCAGGUGACAUACCACAGCCAGGUACCCAAAAGCCAAAGGUUAACAACAGUAUCCCUUCCAUCCUGGGCCAUAGCUCCCCAGACAACAUGGCCGCUGUUCCGUUUGCGCCUGCUCCUGCGAGCCUAGGAAAUAGGAAGAGGAAGGCGGAUGAAUAUCCAGCUGGGGAGAGCGGGACGCAGAGUUACGAUCCGCAUUAUCCCCAGUAUAGUCCAAGGAAACGCUCGUCGGGCCCCAUUGUUCCUGAACCCCUUAUCCUCGAUCCUCCUGCCUCCUCUCCAGCACUUUCUGCACCUCAGCUGUCGCUUCCAGAUAUACCAGAAGUCAUCACUAACGAGUCCCUUGAUGCUCUUCUUGCUUCUCUUCUGCCUCCACUACUCCCUCCUGCACCUUCUUCGAUGCUUUCUGUACCUCAGUUACCGCUUCUAGAUAUUCCAUUGGGGGGGUUUCCCUCUUUCGUCGAGCCCGAAGAAGACAUCACUAAUAAGACCGUUGAUGCUCUUCUUGCUUCUCCUCUGCCUCCUGUUCCUUCUCUGGCGCUUCCUUCAUCUCAGCUGCCGCUUUCAGAUAUACCACUGGGGGGAUUUUCCUCAUUCGUCGAGCCGCAAGUAGACAGCACUGAUGAGUUUCAUCUGCCCCCCCUACUCCCUCCUCUUCCCCCGUCGCCUCUUCUUCGUCCUGUUCCUUCCGACCUAUCCGUGCCUCAGCCUCUGUUGCCAUGCCUACCUUUGGGGGCCUUCGAAUCUUCCCUUCAGUCACAAGAGGAGGAGGUUCCUCUGAAAGUCAUUACGUCUGUCCUCCACUUAGGAGAGGAGGCGGAUCCUUUGGAGGGCUGUGUAGCUCCCGCCCAGCUACCAGAGGAGGCUGCUUCAGCAGGGGAAUCCACAUCUUUCAUCCAGCCACAUGAGGGGGAAGUUUAUGUGGAAAGUUUCGAAGUCUUCCCCCAGCCACAAGAGGAGGAGGAGGUUCCUUCAACUCCCCCUACACCUGAAUAUCCGCAGGGACAACCAGACGCUGCUACUGGAGCCUUUACAGCAGUUUUUAGGUCGGUCGUAGACCCAGCGAUUAUCGUGGCGCAGAUCGAAGAUAUUGUGAGGAGGACAACAGCCGCAUUCGCAGGCUGGUUGACAUACCACAAAAAUUGUCACAGCGUAGAAGUCUUCAAGGCUGGAAGACUAGCAGAGGGGGGGAUGGAGUGGAUCUUUGACUGUGAACUGUACUUGGAAGAUGAGUUUGUGAUGGAUACUCGAUGCGACUUCUCCGCCAACUCUAAAAUUUGA